Messenger RNA from Physella acuta, 1403 nucleotides. RefSeq names its product actin-related protein 2/3 complex subunit 1A. The record is from RefSeq and is a predicted model, not a curated record. NCBI's taxonomy places the organism in Eukaryota, Metazoa, Mollusca, Gastropoda, Physidae. Gene Ontology annotation, molecular function: actin filament binding. Gene Ontology annotation, cellular component: actin cytoskeleton; Arp2/3 protein complex. Gene Ontology annotation, biological process: Arp2/3 complex-mediated actin nucleation.
CGACACCGGUACAUAGAUGGAUAUUUUAUACUUCCUUGUUCCGGUUCAACCCACCUAACAGUACAGUACCUAGCUUAGCUCAUCUGAAAUUCGUGUAGACUGACCAGAGUCCUCGAAUUUCGGCUGAGUUGAAAAAUGUCUGAAGUCCAUGAUUUUGGUGUAGCUCCUGUCACUUGCCAUUCUUUUGACAAGGAUAGAAAUGGUAUUGCUCUAUCUCUGAAUGAUUCUAAUGUAAAGAUUUACAAAAAAGCUGGUGGCAAGUGGCAAGAGACUGAUACUUUGAGUGAGCAUGGCCAAAGGGUGACCAGUAUUGAUUGGGCCCCCAUCAGCAAUAGAAUAGUCACUUGCUCUGCUGAUCGCAAUGCUUUUGUUUGGAUGCUUGAAGGUGGAAAAUGGAAACAAGUGCUUGUGAUUCCACGUAUCAAUAGGGCAGCCACUUUUGUUAGAUGGUCACCUAAAGAAAACAAGUUUGCUGUUGGUAGUGGAUCCCGCUUGAUUGCUAUCUGCUACUAUGAUGUAGAGAACAAUUGGUGGGUCAGCAGACACAUCAAAAAGCCUAUUCGGUCCACUGUCACCUGCUUGGACUGGCAUCCAAACAAUGUGCUCCUGGCAGCAGGUUCUACAGACUUCAAGUGCAGAGUUUUUUCUGCCUAUCAAAAGGAAGUUGAUGAAAAGCCUGGUCCAUGUUCCUGGGGAACAAAAAUGCCAUUUGGUGCUCUAAUGGCUGAGUUCAGCACUGGAUUAGGUGGCUGGGUGCAUUGUGUGUCCUUCUCCCCUAGUGGUGACAAAGUUGCUUGGGUAGGCCAUGAUUCAACUGUGUCUGUGGUUGACGCCACAAAAGGCAAUGAGCUAACCAUCAUCAAAGAGAGCUUCCUCCCUUUUAUGGGAAUCACUUGGAUUACAGAAAAUAGUCUGGUUGCUGCUGGCUAUGACUGCAACCCGAUGCUAUUUUCUUUCACUAGUGGCAAAAUUACCCUUGUCGGACAGCUUGACCAGUCUCAGAAAAAGGAAUCUGGUCAGUUGAGCGCCAUGAAACGCUUCCAAGACAUAGAUAAGAAGGCCACAGCCACCGACACUUCUACUGACUUAAGAACUCAGCAUCAGAACACAAUAACUCAAAUCUCCAUUCACACUGGAACUAAAGCUAAUGCCAGCAAGAUAGCCACUUCCGGGGUGGAUGGAAAUCUUAUCAUUUGGGAUUUGAAGUCCCUUGAGAAAAGUAUUCAAGGCCUAAAGAUCUCCUAAAUGUUCUUGUUGAAACGGGUAGGGCAUUCCAGACCAAUAGAGAUCUCCAACACUUGGAGUUUUUACCUGUUUUUUUCUUGUAUCCACUUGUAUUGUUUUACUUCCUUAACCAUUUAUAUUUGUUGCAUUUUUUUUUUUUUUGCAAAUAAAAAUUAUAA